Molecule: messenger RNA, 1479 nt
Organism: Spodoptera littoralis (African cotton leafworm)
Lineage: Eukaryota; Metazoa; Arthropoda; Insecta; Lepidoptera; Noctuidae
Source: the annotation of a GenBank genome assembly
AUGCUUAGUGCUGUGCUUCUGUUUGUGGUGUGGUGCGCAUGCGUGGUGCUGGUGAGGCGGCUGCGGUCGCGGCCAGCUCAUCCGCUACCACCAUCUUACCCUGGAAAGCUACCGAUCUUGGGACAUACACAUUUGAUUAGCGGUGAUACUGAAAAAAUGUGGGACAUUUUGAAGGAAAUGUCGGAGAAAUGUGUAGAAAAUGGUGGACUCCUACACGCCAAAAUUGGAACACAAAUAUAUUACUUGGUGACGGAUCCUGAUGAUGCGCUGACGGUGGUCAACAGCUGCCUCCACAAACAUUUCAUUUACGAUUACGUGAGGACCUGGCUUGGCAAUGGAUUGCUUACGUCUUCAGGAGAAUUUUGGCAACGACACCGCAAGCUCCUCAACCCAGCAUUCACAGUGCCUGUGAUCCACAAUUUCCUCGGCGUCUUCAACUACAUGUCGAAGCAGUUAGUCAGCGAGCUGGAGGUCCACGCAGACCAGGCACCCUUCGAGAUAUCUCCCCAUUUGAGGAUCAUAUCGUUCCAAUCUUUUAGCCAAACCGCAUUCGGCAUAGCAGAUGACAACGUGAAAGAAUUUGCAAAGAAGUAUAUGGAAUCAUUAGACCAGGUGAUGAACUUGGUGGUGUACAGGUUCCAGAACUUCUUGCUACAUAGUGACCUGAUCUUUAAGCUGACUGGUUUGAAGAAGAAGCAAGACCGUUUGAUUAAAACAAUGGCUGAUAUGGCUAAUCAGGUAAUAGAGAGAAAAAAGGCUGAAAUGAAAUUGGCCAAUGAGAAGAAAGCUAAUGAAUGGUCAACGACAAAUACUAGAUACAAGCCAUUCAUGAGCCUGUUAUUGGAACUGAAGAAUGACGAUACUCUUACCGAUGAGGAGAUAAAAGAAGAAGUGGAUACAUUUAUAGUAGCAGGCUUUGACACCACAUCCAAUUGUCUCACUUGUCUACUAGUCCUGCUUGGAACAUACCCUGAAGUACAAGAAAAGAUGUAUAAUGAAAUAAUAGAAGUUCUAGGUCCAGACAGGGAUAUUGAGAAGGAUGAUAUCAAACGACUGGUUUACACUGAGGCUGUUAUUAAAGAAGCUCUUAGGGUGAUGCCUAUUGGACCUGCCCUUCUAAGAUAUGUGGAUAGAGAUAUUAAGCUUAAAAACUACACAAUGAGAGCAGACAGUCAGGUAGUGAUCCUCGCUCGAGGGGCACACAGAAGUCCUAUAUUUGGUGACGAUGUGGAGACAUUCAGACCUGAACGAUGGCUGGACUCCAGCGUAUCAGCUUUGGGGAACAAUGCUUUCUAUGGAUUUAGUUUAGGAAAACGAUCGUGUAUUGGUAAAGCUUACGCAACGGUUUCAAUGAAGACGACUCUCUCUCACCUCUUAAGGAAAUAUAAAAUAAUAUCUAAUGUAAACGACAUGAGGUUCAGAGUCGAUAUGGUACUAAAAGCGACCACAGCACCGAUACGCAUAGUGAGAAGACAAUAA